AUGUACUACAGCACCCUUCCCUCUGUCCAUGCUGUACGUCAAGUCGAGUUCCUCAUGUUUGCUGCCGUGUAUGAGAAUACGUAUAAGCUACGAAAUGGCUCGAUUGACAUGAUAAAGCUACUCGUGCAGUCGAUUCAGAGCUACUCGCUGGAGAGGACAAACAAGAGUCGGUACAGUCCACAAGCAGUCGCACUACCCUCCCGAAGCGCCAGCAACUACUGCAAUGGCCAUAGUGACCGAUUAUUCCAUCGUUGCACUACAGACAUGCUCGUUUGUGUCACUUGUGAUACGUCCUCGAUGUCUCAGCAAAAUGAACUUGCGUCUGCUCGACGAGCGUUACGCAUGCCACAAGGACGUCUUCCUUACGGGUAG
Messenger RNA from Peronospora matthiolae, 372 nucleotides. Lineage: Eukaryota; Oomycota; Peronosporomycetes; Peronosporales; Peronosporaceae. The record is from the annotation of a GenBank genome assembly.